GAUACUAAAAUUCAUCUAAUAAUUAUUGUUUUUUUCUUCGUAGAUACAUAGUUUCUAAGUGCUAAACCCUAAAUAGUUAUAGUUUUACUCAAAUGCUAUAAAUAAAAACCAGCACUAUGCCGUCUAUUGAUGUGAUGGGCCCGCCAGGCCAAACGGACGCUGCGUCCGAGGACGUGCCAGCAGCACCGCCUGCUCCGGUCAUAGGCAUUAUUUAUCCACCUCCGGAAGUGAGGAAUAUUGUUGACAAAACUGCAAGCUUUGUUGCGAGAAAUGGACCAGAAUUUGAAGCUCGUAUUAGACAGAAUGAGUUGGGCAAUCCCAAGUUUAACUUUCUCAACUCUGGUGAUCCCUACCAUGCUUACUAUCAGCACAAAGUUAAAGAGAUAAGAGAAGGAAAAGGUACAGACCCCUCUGCCCCCGCACCGGCCCCGGCGCCCGCUCGGCCCGGGCUCGCUCCCGCCACCGCGGCCCGCCAGCAGGAGCUCCUCAAAGCCGCCGCGCCCAUCGAACCCCCACCGCCCAGGGAUCCUCCCCCAGACUUCGAAUUCAUCGCCGACCCGCCCUCUAUAUCGGCUCUCGAGCUCGACAUAGUCAAACUGACGGCCCAAUUCGUAGCGCGUAACGGCAGACAGUUCUUGACCGACCUGAUGAAGAAGGAGGAGCGCAACCACCAGUUCGACUUCCUUCGUCCCCAGCACUCCCUCUUUCAAUAUUUCACGCGCCUCCUGGAGCAGUACACCAAAGUUCUCCUGCCGCCGAAGGAGCUCGUCACCAAGCUGAGCUCCGAAAUUCGCAGCGGCGUGCUGGAGCAGGCGCGGAGCCGGGCCGCGUGGCACUCCCACCAGGCCAAGCGCAAGGCCGCCGACGAGGCGAGAAUCGAGAAGGAGAGGCUGGCCUACGCCUCGAUCGACUGGCACGACUUCGUAGUCGUCGAGACCGUUGACUACCCUCAGGGGGAGAUGGGCGAUUUCCCACCCCCGACGACGCCGCUGGAGGUGGGGGCGCGGGUGCUCGCCCAGGAGCGCGGCGAGGACAUCACGCAGCAGGACGAGGACGACACUGAGAUGCAGCUCGAGUCCGACUCGGAGGGCUCCUCCGACGACGACCUGGCCGAGAUGGAGGACCGCACGCAGCAGCAGCAGCGCCCCGACGACAACAGGGUGCAGGACAUGGAGGAGGACAGUUCGUCGUCCGAGGACGAGAUGCCUCCGGAGCCUCCGAAGACCUCCGCCGACGAGGCGCCCCUGCCCCCGCGCCCCGACCGCGUGGUGGUUAAGAAGUACGAUCCGAAACGGGCGCGGCCCCAGCCGGCGCCGACCAGCGAGGAGUGGCUAGUGUCGCCGAUCACGGGCGAGAAGAUCCCGGCGAACAAGGUGGCGGACCACGUGAGGAUCGGUCUGCUCGACCCGCGCUGGCUCGAGCAGCGCGACCGCGCCGCCGCCGAGCGCACCGACCGCGACGAGGCGCUCGCCCCCGGCGCCGCUAUCGAGGCUUCUCUUAAACAGCUAGCCGAACGUCGUACCGACAUCUUCGGUGUGGGCGACGAGGAGACGGCCAUCGGUAAGAAGAUCGGCGAGGAGGAGAAGCGGCGCGACGAGCGGGUCACGUGGGACGGCCACACCUCCAGCGUGGAGGCCGCCACGCGGGCUGCGCGCGCGCACAUCACGCUCGAGGACCAGAUACAGCAGAUACACAAGGUCAAAGGUCUUCUACCGGACGAGGAGAAGGAGAAAAUCGGUCCGAAGCCGGUGGCAGGUGGGCGGGGCGGCCAGCGGGCCCCGCCCCCUCCCGCGCCCGCGCGCGUCCCGCCCCCGGCGCCACCCGCGCCCGCUCCGCAGCCGGUGCUGUUGCAGCCCAUCCCGCCGUUGAUGGUGAUCCCACCGCUGGCGCCGCGCCCGCCGCUCAUCCCGACGCCGGUGGGCGCGCCGUUCGGCUUCGGCGUGGCGGUGGUGGGCGUCCCGCCGCCGCCGGAGGAAGACGAGCCGGCCGCCAAGCGCGCGCGCACCGAGGACGCUCUGGAGCCCGAACAGGCCUGGCUCAAUGCUCACCCCGGUCCCGUGCACAUUCAGGUGAUGCUGCCGAUGGCGCCGGAGCGGUCAGAGUGGCGGCUGGACGGUCGCGCGCUGCCGCUGCAGGUGUCACUAGCGUCGACGGUCGGCGAGCUCAAGUCCAUGCUGCAGCGUUCCACCAACAUGCCCACCGCCAAGCAGAAGCUGCAUUACGAGGGUCUAUUCUUCAAGGAUACGAACACACUCGCUUAUUACAACGUGGCGCCGGGAUCGUCUAUACAGCUGCAAAUCAAAGAGCGCGGUGGGAGAAAGAAAUAAGUUAUUUGAUUAUAUUAUACAAUUUUACCAUUGUGAAGGAUCGAUGCUUUUAUCUUUAUUAGACAGAAUAAAUAUAAUUUAGA
Molecule: messenger RNA, 2410 nt
Organism: Aricia agestis (brown argus)
Lineage: Eukaryota; Metazoa; Arthropoda; Insecta; Lepidoptera; Lycaenidae
Gene: Sf3a1
Product: splicing factor 3A subunit 1
Exons: 7
Coding region: 117-2327 (736 amino acids)
Biological process (GO): regulation of alternative mRNA splicing, via spliceosome; mRNA cis splicing, via spliceosome
Cellular component (GO): U2-type prespliceosome; U2 snRNP; catalytic step 2 spliceosome
Molecular function (GO): protein binding; RNA binding
Source: RefSeq, a predicted model, not a curated record